Messenger RNA from Calliphora vicina (urban bluebottle blowfly), 2849 nucleotides. RefSeq lists its product as uncharacterized. The transcript is spliced from 13 exons. The record is from RefSeq and is a predicted model, not a curated record. Lineage: Eukaryota; Metazoa; Arthropoda; Insecta; Diptera; Calliphoridae. The coding region runs from base 274 to 2589 and encodes 771 amino acids.
AGAAUCUGGAGCAUUUAGUAUGAUUUGAAGUGUUUUUAGAGUAGUAUUAAAACAGUGUCAAAUGGAAGUUUGUUUUGUAAGAAAUUUUUGGUGUAAAAUUUAAAAUUUCUUUCAAUUAAUAAACUUUUUAAUUUGUCACAGCAUACCUUAAGGCGCUAACAGUAAGGGUAUUGUUCUUACACCAGCUUCGUUUAGCAUUUGUGUAAAGCCAAGUGUGCGCAAAGUGAUCGUAAGUGUUGGAGACAAAGAGAGAGAUAGAGACAGACAGAGAAAAUGCCGGGUGUGGUGUUUUUAAUUGUGGUGCCAACAGCUAAUUUUGAACGUGAGCUCAUUUAUGGUAGUAAUCUCGAUCUAACCCCCACUUUACCGGUACAUAAAAUAGCCACUGCUAACCCACCAGCUGCAGGAGGUAUACCUGGUGUUCCAGGUGGUGGUGGUGGCGGUGCCGGUGUUAUUGGAAAUAAUAAUCUAAACAUUAAUCUUCCGGAAAAUAACAACGCCAUACUAAGACUUGAAGUUGAAUUACGUGACAAGAAUGCACCUAAAUAUCGACGUGCUGUUGGUGUUGGAGUGCCUGGCGGUGCAGCACGUGGCGGCCGGGGUGGUGGUGCAGCUUUAAGAGGAGCAGCUCAUAAUCGUCCAGCAGUACCAGCAGCAGGUGGUGCAGUUAAUGCAGGAAGUAAUGUUAACACUAUGAUGGACUUAAAGGGUAAUGCUAUAGUGCCCUUGGAAAAGGUUCUUGAAGAACUUUUGGUAAAACUUGAAAUUGAACAUGUGACCUGGACGACGAGUAAAAAAGGUUACUUUCAUCAUGUUGUCUUUCCACUGCAAUCUGGCGCUCCUUGUGAAACAACACUGCACUGUUUGACAGAAUUGGGCAUUGGCACUAAAUUGAAUUCGAGUGUCAGCGUAUUACCCUGCAGUGUAAGCUAUGAUGCCUUAACCAUUACAGAGGAUUACAGCGAUCCCAUGGAUGGUGAAGAGCUGUCGAAAUGGAAUAAUUUUGUUGAAUCCAUUAAGUCGAAACUCACUGUCAAACAAGUUGUUGAUGGUGUACGAUCUGGUGGUUCAUUAUCCUUCGAUUAUUUACUAUUAAUUGUAACAGCCGACUCUUUAGCCGCAUUGGGUUUAGUGGAAAAUAAUGCACCAAACAUUACCGCUGCCAUGUUGGUCUCCCCCCUAAUGGGUCCCGUAAUGUCGAUAACAUUUGGCACAAUUAUAUCCGACAGAGAGUUGGUGCGCGUGGGCUUCAUAACAUUGGCAGUGGGCAUGUUUAUCUCUUGUCUAUUUGGUUUCAUCUUUGGCUUGAUACUGGGUACAACGGAAAUGCCCUGGGGCAGUGGCGAUUGGCCGACAGAAGAAAUGCGAGGCAGAGGCAAUGCUCGUUCGUUGUGGAUGGGUGUUUUGUGGGCCUUGACUUCGGGCACUGGUGUGGCGGUGGCUUUGUUGCAGGGUUCAGUUGGUCCUUUAAUUGGUGUGGCCAUAUCGGCUUCACUUUUGCCACCCGUCGUUAAUUGUGGUCUAUUUUGGGCUUUAGCCUGUAUUUGGCUGAUUUAUCCUGGCAGCCGUAUACCGCACAUAAAGGGAGAAUUGCACAAUGAAACCUCGGCAUAUCCAUUCCUAUACACAGACUAUUUGCCAACAGAAUUUUUGAUCAAUGGCAUUGUGUCGUGUCUGUUGACGGUGGUGAAUGUGUUUUGCAUUUUUAUUACCGCCAUAAUAGUGUUGAAAAUUAAGGAAGUCUCGGCGCCAUACACAGCAAGUCCAGAUUUAAAACGUUUCUGGGAAACUGAUAUUCGUACUGUGCGUAAAACAAAUCGUUCUACCAUGAGACAUGCCAGAGGUGGUGCAGGAGCUGGCACCUUCAGGGACAAACUAUUAAGUGGCUACCAGGGUCUUGAUGAACAUCGCAGUCCUGAAAUGGACAGUGUUUUGGAGCAGGCUUUGAAGGAGGCUGAGGAAGAUGUCACCUUUAAGAAAGUGAAACGCAUGAGUUAUUCCAACAAUGCGGCGGGAGAGCUUACCCAACGUUUGGCCAAGCUGGCGGGUCUCAACCAAUCCCGCGAUUCUCCGGGAGCCUUUGGUUCUGGUGGCAGUCGUAGCGGCAGCCGCAUGAAUUCCAUGCGUGGCUCACGUAAAGUCGACCUGAAAGCUCUCGAUAAGCUGGUAAGCAAUUUGCUUGAACAACAAUCCACCGCUACCUCCCACGCCAACGCACAAGCCAACAAAGAUGGCUUCUCUGCCUCCACCAGACGCAAGUCAUCCAUGAAACUAAGCCGUUGGCGUCCGACCUCACGUUCGGCCCACAGUUUCAACAUCAACGAAGGAUCUACUAACUAUGCAGCCGAUUUAGGCGGCAGUGGCAACAAUAUGCCCACCAUUAUGGAAAGUACGGUUACGGUGAAUAAUCAACAUCUGGCAAAAAAUAACAAUGAAACCACAUCCUCUACAUUGCCGCGUUCACAACGUUCAUCAUGGUCUAGUUCAUUGGAGCGUACACCGGGUGCGGUGCGCAAUGUUUUGAGGAAUAUGAAUGCGGGCACGGGCAGUGAGGAGAAUGUUAAUUUGGCACAAAAUUAUGAGCCGUAACAGAGUGGCAAAGUUAAUAGAGUUAUAUGAAAACAUAAAAUAGAUUUAUUAUUUAAAACAGUUGUUUAGAGAGAUAGAAAACAGUUUUAGGGAAAUAAUUAUAGGUUUGUUUGGAAAUAAAUAAAAAAAUGUAUUCAAUAAAAUAUUUAAGUACUUAUUUUAUAAUACAAAAGUAAAUAGACUUAGAUUAAACAGAAUAAAAGGAAGAACGUAUUCCCCUUAAAAUCGCAGACCAAUCCAACAGUUAUGCCAGAGGUGAG